CUUUCGUUCAAACUUGUUCAUGCAUAGACUUAUUUAUAAAGAAAAAAGUGUUUUGUUGUAAAUGUUUUAAUUCCCUAUUUGCAAUUCAAUUUAUAUGUAAAUAGAUUGGUCGAUUUGUCAGAAUGCUUCUUAGGUAACUUAUUGAGUGGUUGUGGGUUCCAAACCUCCUAUCGCGUUAUAUAACUAUGAAAUAAUCUGGUGACAAAAUGUUAGGGAACCUCAUAAUCAUGGUUGACUGUCAUACAUUGACAGUGAUUUAUUCUCGGUUUAAAAAAAUAGCAUACACUGUCUGUAUAAAUGCACUUCAUGUAAGUUAACUACUAGCCGAAAAUGAAAUUCACCCCUGCAUUAAGUAUGUAUCAACAUAUACUCGUUAAUAUAAAAAUAGUCUGGUAAAAUUACCCAUUCAUAGAAAUUUAACACUUUUGAUGGAACUUUUACUUCUGCAUAGAGUGAAAGAAUUCACGAACUUUGUAGGUGCAAAAGGACACUAACAUCGGUGGAAUCUCUGCUGCCGCAGACUAUUGUGUAAAUUUACACAACUUUUUCACAGUUUAUCGUGUUCCUAGUGAUAACAUACAGUAGUAUUAUAAAAUUCAUUAUCAGUAUUCUAAAGCACCAACUCUCUAAAUCACCUGGUAUUCCACUACACUUAAAAUAUUCAAAGUAACCAUCUGAAAUCAUGCAAAGCUUUGGUGGGAAGCUGGGUAAGAAUGUAAUAACAACAGCCGUUCACUCAUUGAUGACACCAAGCUAGCACAGUCGUCCGCCACCCUCGCCAACACAAUAAAACCAAUUUUUAGACAGCAAUGAAUUGCGAGUCGGUUACGCAUAAGAAGAGUUGUUUUUUGGUUAUUAGCAUUUUUUUUUCAACGAAUAGAUAAGUAAUUAAGCUGCAGCAAAAAAGUUCACUGUACUUAGAGAAGCAGGCACAUGGAAAUCGGAUGUUGUGACAACUGUAUCUUGCAAGGCGUAUUAAAAUAAACAUAGUGUUAAAACGUGGAGUGACACAGACUAAGUAAAAUUCGUUUUAAAUUGUAUGUUGUCAUAACAGUUCACUGUGAUAAAUAAAAGUUUCAAAUGACAGACGUGUGAUUAAACUGAUUUUUUUUUCAGCGAGGAUAUUUCUGGAUUGGAUUGCUCAUUCUUGCCAAGUGAAGAAGUAUCGAAUGUUGAAAUUCUUCCAAAUGAAACUGCUGAAACUGUGACAAUGAAAGAAAAAAUCGUUCAAGGACGUCGUUUUGUAAAUAUGAGUCACAUGUUAAACCAACUCACAUCUUUAGCUACUCAUGUGCUACAGUGCACAACAGGUCGCUUUGAACUUCAGUCCGAAAAAAGAAUUGGCAUUGUCAGCUACUUCACUUAUAAAUGCAUGAUGUGUGAAAAGCAAGGAUAAUUUCAACGGAAAAAGAAGAAGAGGAAUUAAAUGAUUUAUUUGUGUGGGGAUCAUUAUCAGUUGGGAUUGGACACCAACAAGUAGAAGAAAUGAUGGCAGUAAUGGAAGUCCCUGUAAUGAGUAAACGGAAAUGGACGAGACAUGAACAGCGAGUUGAAAAGGCAUGGGAAGACAAACUGGAAAAAUACAUGCUUGCUAAUGGAGUCCAAGAACGUGAAAUCGCUCUAAAGAAGGGCAACAUAGAUGAAGAUGGAAUCCCUUACAUUACAGUCUAUCAAAAUGGCGGUUGGUGUACAAGAUCAUACGGCCAUGGUUUUACUGCAAAAUCAGGAGUUGCUUGCAUAAUUGGAGCCGAAACUAAUGGUUUGCUGUACGUUGGAAUACGCAACAAGUAUUGUUAUAUAUGUAACAACCAAGAAAAACCAGGCAGCAAAUCCAGGCCACAUAAAUGCUACAAAAAUUAUAAAGGAACUUCAACAGGAAUGGAACAAGAAAUUAUUGUACAAGGUUUUAAAGAAAGCGAAUCGAUGCAUGGGGUACGUUAUUUGUACAUUAUCAGUGACGGUGAUUCAAGUUCGUAUCUGAAGAUUCAGCGAGGUGUUUCAUAUGGUAGACAUGUAGUGAAAUUGGAAUGUGCCAACCAUAUGAUAAGAAACUACACUAGCAAACUACAUGCCAUUACCAAGGAUACCACUCACGUCAUCACUGCAAGGCGUCAAUUGUCCCAGUUAAUUCCUCGAUUGACGAGAGGGGCACGAGCAGCUAUUGCUUCUGCAAAUAAAGAGUGCAAUAGUACUAUGCUGCAAAAAGAUUUGAAGAAUGGUCCUUACCACGUAUUUGGCGAUCACGAGAAUUGCCGAGACACAUUUUGUGUUAGGAAAGGUACGGGCGAGCUAAACAAUGUUCCAAUUAUGUCUGCAACAACUAUAUGGCCAGCUAUAAUGAAAGCACUAGACCCACUCAUUACCAAGGCUGACAAGUUGUUAGGUAAUAAAACAACUAACCAAGCAGAACGCUUCAUGAGUUUGAUUUCAAAAUUUUCCGGUGGCAAACGGACAGAUGUCUCAAAAAGUGGUCGGUACAAAAGGUGCUGCUUGGGUGCUAGUCUGUCACACAUCAAAGGUCCGAACUGGCACCUUUCACCAGUAAAAACUCUAUUAGGUCGUAGCCCAGGUUCAGUGACAAAGCGAGUUUUAAAUGCACGCGCGACAGCUGUUGAAAGGAAUCGCAAAAGAAGGUUAUCUGACAGUCGUAGAUCUGCCAAAAGAAAAUGUGUAUUUUCUCAGCCAGAUUGUGACUAUGGACCCGAAGCUUCCCAACCCGAUAUUUCUACAGAGGAAAUGGAGAGAAAGAAAACGAAGGUCUUGAAGCGGCUCGAAAGUUCAGUUUCUUCCGAACAUCUGUGUCAUGAACUGGAGAGAAAUACGGUCGGCCAACAUUGUAAUGUUGUUUGGAGGGAAGCAAGACUAAACAGACUGACUGCAUCGUCAUUCUCUAAAGUUUGCAAAAUGAGAUGUGACACAUCUUGCCACAAUAUGGUGGUUUCAAUAGUGAACCCCAAGGAUAUCAACACAGGCGCAAUACGGUACGGACGUAUGCAUGAAAGUACCGCAAUUAAAGCUUACGAAAAUAAGUUCCAAAAAAAAGUGUCCCCUUGUGGACUUUUUGUUCACCCAUCGUACCCUUAUCUUGGAGCAAGUCCGGAUGGAACAGUUGAGAACGACACUAUCAUUGAAGUUAAAUGUUUCCCUUCCAUCAACAACCUUAAAGUUAACAAUUCUCCUGUAAAAUCUAUACGAGAGGCUUCCAAAGUAAAAAACAUAGGUGUUCACACUAACAGUGAAGACAUGUUGGAACGGAAAAGAACACAUCCUUUUUUCUACCAAAUUCAAGGACAAUUGAAUAUUUCGAAAAGGAAGCAGUGUGUGCUGAUUUUAUUUUGUGACUUUGAUACCGAAUUCGUCCACGUUCAGUGCGACGAGACCUUUUGGAAAAAAGACAUGCUUCCGAAGUUAGAACGGUUUUACUUUAACUGUGUUCUUCCUGAGAUUGUUGACCCGAGGAAUGUUCGUGGACUGAAAUGCAGAGAUCCUGAAUACAUAGAAGAAGCAAAGUCAAAGAAACUUAACAAAGAAGUGAAGACAUUUUAAAAUUUAUUAGUUAUGUGACACUUUUUGUUCUUGAAUCUAAUUAGUUUUAUUAUUGUUAGUAUAUAAUUUGUUGUAUUUGAAAAUUUAAUCAGUAAUUUAGAGAAAGCAAUCCAGACUAAUAAUACAUAUUUCUCUUUUAAAUACGUUAUGUUUUCCAUGGACUUGUGGUGUAAUCUCCAGACUACAGUUAAAAAUAACAGUCUGAAAGUAAGUUCAUUCUAUGUAAAAUUUCUAGAAGGUGGAGAAACAGAAACAAACAUUUGGAAGUGGUGUGUUAUCAGUCUUGGGAUGUACAUGUAGUGCUGCACACUAUAUUAAAAUGCUUUAACAAAAUUAGAAAUAAAACUGUUCUUAAUUUAAGUACACAUGAGUCUUUAUUUUACUGUUUAUUGUAAUGUCAUUAUGUAACCACUGCACUGUAUUUUUUGGAAGGCUUGAUAAAUUAAUAGAGGUUCACACUUUUUUCUCUGCGGUAUGCUGCGAAUGACAUUUUCGACUUUUUGUGGUAAGCUAAGAUUCAUAUACAUGUCAAAGUACGUGUGUGCCUUUAAAUACAAUAAUUAAUAUCUAUUUUACUAUGCAAAUUGUGCAUAUCUUCAAUAUUAAUUAAUAAAUCUAACUUUCAACAAUGUCAAAUAAGUACUUCAUAAAUUACAAAUUGAUCAUGGAAAAUAUAUUUCUAUGGGCUAAAGAAAAUGAGUGCUUGCAUAUAUUCAAUUUAUGUUCAUGUUCAUAUAAUGUAUGUCCUUUAAUUUUUAAUUGUUAGUAAUGCGUGGCAGUGUAUGGCAUAUAUACCUAUGUACAAGUUUUGUACCUGUCGUGCAAUAUUAAUUAUUUAUUGUAACCUGUGAAUGCCAAUGUUGUUAGCAAUAAAAGAAAAUAGUAAAUUAAAAAGCUUUACGCUAACAACCUUCCAACCCAACAUAGUGAUUGUGUAUCCUCCGCAGUUUGGUAAUUUAAUGAUGGAUCAAUAACAGAAACAAUUUUUUAGGUUAGGAGUGUAGUUAUGAAUUUUUAUUAUGAGUAAAUCAAAUUCUAGUGAAAUAUGUACUUAUUUUACACUUGCCGACGCUCAGCGAGUUAGGUGCAAGUGAAUAUUCACGCAAAGGAUUAACUUUAACCACUAUGACUAAUCAUUUUAUGUCUAUGCAUAAAAAGAGUUAAGUGAAUAGAAAAAUAGUGAGAAAGAAAAAACAUCCUUUAUUUUCGAUAUUUAGUCUUCAAGUGUUAUAUCUUAUAUAUAAAAUUCUCGUGUCACAGUUUUCGUUGCCAUACUCCUCCGAAACGGCUUGACCGAUUUUGAUGAAAUUUUUUGUGCUUAUCCGGUAUCUAUGAGAAUCGGCCAACAUCUAUUUUUCAUCCCCCUAAAUGUUAGGGGUAGUCCACCCCUAAAUUUUUUUUUUAUUUCCAGUUUUUGGUAGGAAAUCACCAUGGCAACGGCUGUUGCUUUGUUGAUGCUUCAUUCGUCUAUAUGGCAACGGCUAUUUCAUUGUUAGUGCAGUCCUCAUCACCGUUGAAAUUUUGCAAGUACUUUAAAUAUCAAAAAUUGCCCUUUUUUUUCAAG
Messenger RNA from Bacillus rossius redtenbacheri, 5110 nucleotides. RefSeq lists its product as uncharacterized. The coding region runs from base 1486 to 3546 and encodes 686 amino acids. The record is from RefSeq and is a predicted model, not a curated record. The transcript is spliced from 3 exons. Lineage: Eukaryota; Metazoa; Arthropoda; Insecta; Phasmatodea; Bacillidae.